Molecule: messenger RNA, 783 nt
Organism: Knipowitschia caucasica
Lineage: Eukaryota; Metazoa; Chordata; Actinopteri; Gobiiformes; Gobiidae
Source: the annotation of a GenBank genome assembly
AUGGCGACUCCCCCGAAGAGAGCGCGGAGCUCAGAGUCCCGCAGGAGCCUCAAGAAGAUCUCCAUCGAGGGGAACAUCGCUGCAGGGAAGUCCACGUUUGUGCGUCUACUGCAGAAGUCGUCUGAGGAAUGGGAGGUGAUUCCAGAGCCGAUCGCCAAGUGGUGUAACGUGCAGACUGAGAAGGAGGAUAUAUACGAGGAGCUCAGUUCUUCUCAGAAAAGUGGAGGAAACCUUCUGCACAUGUUGUACAGCAAACCCACACGCUGGAGCUACACUUUCCAGUCGUAUGCCUGUCUGAGCCGGAUCCGUUCCCAGCUUCAGCCUCCAUCGGCAAAACUUCAGGAGUCCGAGAAUCCAGUGCAGUUCUUUGAGAGAUCCGUGUUUUCAGACAGGUACGUGUUUGCAUCCUCUCUCCGUGACUCCGCCUCCAUCACAGACACAGAGUGGUCCGUGUAUCAGGACUGGCACCAGUGGAUCCUGGACCAGUUCAGUCCGGACUUGAACCUGGACGCCAUUGUGUACCUCAGAGCCCAGCCACAGUGCUGUAUGCAGAGGUUGCUGCACCGCGGUCGUGAGGAAGAGCAAGAGAUCCCCCUCGAGUAUUUACAACAAUUGCAUCAAAAACAUGAGUCCUGGCUCUACGACCGAGACCUCAGUCUGGACUUUGAGUACAUGAACCAGAUCCCGGUCCUCGUCCUGGACGUGGACCAGGACUUCAAGAACAACAGUGUACUACAGGGACAACUCCUGGACCAGGUUAAGGAGUUCCUGUCCUCGCUGUAG